Drosophila guanche is the source of this 6247-nucleotide messenger RNA. It is a transcript of the gene ttv, whose product is annotated as exostosin-1. Gene Ontology annotation, molecular function: glycosyltransferase activity. The record is from RefSeq and is a predicted model, not a curated record. Gene Ontology annotation, cellular component: membrane. The transcript is spliced from 10 exons. NCBI's taxonomy places the organism in Eukaryota, Metazoa, Arthropoda, Insecta, Diptera, Drosophilidae. The coding region runs from base 745 to 3039 and encodes 764 amino acids.
GCUGCCAAUUCGCUGUAGCGAUAAAAUACCAAAAAAAAAAUGUCGUGUGUGUGUUAUUAAUUGUUUAUAUUGUUUAUAAAACAAAUAGAAACCCGGCAAUAAUGCAAAGAAACGCAAUAAUGAUGUUCGCGUGUGUUCAUGUGUGUGCGUAAAUGUCGCGGAAAUGUUGUCGCUGGGAGACCGCGAGAAGUGCCGUCGCCCUCGUCGCACCCUCGUUCCCCCCGUCCAUGCUCCUCCCAUUCCCAGCCCAUGCCCGCUGCUGCUGCCCGCCGGCGACACCCCACCGCUGCCCUGCUGCCCCACACUGCGGCUUCUGGCCCACGCCAGGAAAUGAAUAAUCACAUAAAGUUUAUUAAAAAAUAACCUUUAAAUUGGAAACAACAACAACAAGCAACAGCAACAAACACAGUACGGAGAGAUGUUCAAGAUCUGCUUGUAGAGGCAAGUGUUAUCAGCUGGGGGCGGGAGCCAGCCAGUGAAAAACCUCACAAACAACAAGGCAAAAGAGCAACAACAAAAAAUGCGUGUGACUUAAGAGAGAGUGUUGUUAUUGUUGUUGUUGCUGCACUUGAAUCACGCAAGACACCUCCCCCCCACCCCGCACUCGCUCUCUUUACCUGUCUCUCCCACGCGCUGUGCACACAAGAAACAACCGUUAAACCGCAGAACAUUCCCCUUGCAAAAAUAGUAAAUAAAAUAAAGCGACAACGGGACUAGCAGUAAACCAAACAAAAGAGACAGAGAAUGCAGGCCAAAAAGCGUUACAUUCUCGUGAUUGUGAGCUGCGCCUUCCUGGCCUACGCCUACUUUGGUGGCUAUCGGCUGAAAGUGUCGCCGCUGCGUCCACGCCGCGCCCAACACGAAUCGGCCAAGGAUGGGGGCGUGCAACCGCCGUACGAGCAGCUGCCCAGCUUCCUGGACCAUGCAGAUCCACUGGGGCCACUCGUCGGCCACGGGAAUGGAUCUGCGGCAGUGUUCGGAGCACUGGGACACAACGACUCGCGUCGCAGUCGAGGAUCGGAUUGUAGGAUGGAGACCUGCUUCGAUUUUACACGCUGCUACGAACAGUUCCUCGUGUACGUAUACCCGCCGGAGCCGUUGAAUUCGCUGGGCGCUGCACCGCCCACAUCGGCCAAUUACCAGAAGAUACUCACUGCCAUUCAGGAGUCGCGCUACCACACCAGCGACCCGACAGCCGCCUGCCUCUUUGUGCUGGGCAUGGACACCCUGGACAGGGACUCCCUCUCCGAGGAUUAUGUGAGAAAUGUGCCGUCGCGCCUGGCCCGCCUGCCGCACUGGAACAAUGGCCGAAAUCACAUAAUCUUCAAUCUGUAUUCGGGCACCUGGCCGGACUAUGCGGAAAAUUCGCUGGGCUUCGAUGCAGGCCAUGCCAUUCUGGCCAAAGCCAGCAUGAGUGUGCUCCAGGUGCGACAUGGCUUCGAUGUCAGCAUUCCGCUAUUCCACAAGCAAUUCCCACUGCGGGCUGGCGCCACGGGCUCUGUGCAGUCCAACAAUUUUCCAGCCAACAAGAAGUACCUGUUGGCCUUUAAGGGCAAGCGCUAUGUGCAUGGCAUUGGCUCGGAGACACGCAACUCACUUUUCCAUUUGCACAAUGGACGAGACAUGGUCCUGGUCACCACCUGUCGCCACGGCAAGAGCUGGCGGGAGCUGCAGGACAAUCGCUGUGACGAGGACAAUCGCGAAUACGACAGAUACGACUACGAGACUCUACUGCAAAAUUCCACAUUCUGCUUGGUGCCGCGCGGCCGUCGCUUGGGUUCGUUUCGAUUUCUCGAAGCCCUGCAGGCGGGAUGCAUUCCCGUGCUAUUGUCCAAUGCCUGGGUGUUGCCUUUUGAAUCGAAAAUCGAUUGGAAACAGGCCGCCAUUUGGGCCGACGAGCGGCUCCUGCUGCAGGUACCCGAUAUCGUGCGCUCCAUCUCAGCGGAAAGGAUCUUUGCCCUGCGCCAGCAAACCCAAGUCCUGUGGGAACGCUACUUUGGUUCCAUCGAGAAAAUCGUCUUCACAACCUUCGAGAUCAUUCGCGAACGCUUGCCGGACUAUCCGGUGCGCAGCAGUCUGGUGUGGAACAGCUCACCCGGCGCCCUGCUCACGCUGCCCACUUUCGCCGACAGUUCAAGAUUUAUGCCUUUCAUGCUCAAUUCGAUGGGCGCGGAGCCGCGGCACAACUACACGGCCGUCAUAUAUGUGCAAAUAGGAGCCGCCAUGGGCCCAAAUGCGGCACUCUACAAGCUGGUGAAGACCAUAACGAAGAGCCAAUUUGUGGAUCGUAUUCUUGUGCUGUGGGCGGCUGAUCGCCCAUUGCCAUUGAAGAAGCGCUGGCCUCCCACCUAUCACAUACCCCUGCAUGUGGUUGCCCUGGGGGGAAACACGCGGAGUGGAGCUGGGCCAACGGCCCAAACGACUGAGGAACGACCGAGCAUAUCGCAACGAUUCGUGCCCUACGACGAGAUACAAACAGACGCUGUGCUGUCGCUGGACGAGGAUGCCAUACUCAAUACGGAUGAACUGGACUUUGCGUACACCGUGUGGCGGGAUUUCCCGGAGCGCAUUGUGGGCUAUCCGGCGAGAGCACACUUCUGGGAUGACUCCAAGAACGCUUGGGGUUACACGUCCAAGUGGACGAACUACUACUCGAUUGUGCUGACGGGGGCGGCCUUCUACCACCGCUAUUACAACUACUUGUACACCAACUGGCUGUCGUUGCUGCUACUAAAGACUGUACAGCAGUCUUCCAACUGCGAGGAUAUCCUAAUGAACCUGCUGGUCUCGCACGUGACCAGAAAACCGCCGAUUAAAGUGACGCAGCGCAAGGGCUACAAGGAUCGCGAGACGGGCCGCUCACCCUGGAAUGAUCCCGAUCAUUUUAUACAGCGCCAGAGCUGCCUGAAUACCUUUGCAGCAGUGUUUGGCUACAUGCCGCUGAUACGUUCCAAUUUGCGUAUGGAUCCCAUGCUGUAUCGUGAUCCAGUUUCAAAUUUGCGCAAAAAAUAUCGCCAGAUUGAGUUGGUUGGCAGCUAGCGUUAUGUGAAUACUGGCAAUAGCUACAAGCGUUAAUAGUACUGAAUACAUAAACACCACACACACACACACACACAUACACAAACAGAGUAACACACACACACACACACACACACUCAUAGCCAUUUAGAAGAAAUUAAUGCUGUAUGCAAAAAACUAUGUUAAUUAUUAUUAGUAGCGAAACGAGAGAUCGAUACGAGACGUGAAGUUAGUUAGGAUCCGCAGCAGCAGGAUGUAUGUAGUAUGUAUGUAAAUGUAUGCUUUUUGUGUACAUCAACGUAAAAGCAUUCGACGCUGCAGUUAUACAGUUAUGUAUGUAUAUGUAACAGCAGUGUGUGUAUAUAUUAUAGGACUCUACAUACGAUACGAUUAGCCAUGUAGUUGUGAAACUGCCAGAGAAAACAGGAAGAGGAACAGGAGCAGCAGCUGUUGCAGUCGCAGUCGCAGCCGCAGUCGAUUUUGCCAUCUUUUUUCGCUAAUUUCAAAUUAGCCAAAAGCUGCUAGACAUGAACUUUUUCUAUAUGUGUAUUAUGUGUAUAACUCUAUAACUGUAUUUCUAUAUAUAUAUAUCUGUAUGUAUAGUUGCGUAAGUAGCCGACUUUUUUGUACCGUGUGCGCGUUGAGUUUUCUAUUUGUAUGUAAAUGUUUGUAUUGUAUUCGUACAAUAUGUAGUAUGUCGCCACGUUGUUGCCACACUCUGUAUGUACGUAUAGCCAUAGCUAUAGCUAGCUAUCUAGUGAUUAUCCAUGUAAAUGUGUGUGUAACGCCGCUCAGUUUCAGUUCCAAACUCGAGGCUCCAUCCAAUUCCUUAAUGCAUAGUGUCCGAGUCCAAUGUAAAUUCAAUGUCAAAUAAGUAUGAUGAGCUCUUCGAGCAGCCAUUCAGCCAAGUGUGCACAAAAGCCAGAGCGGCAGGAGGAGGAGUAUCCUUCUCCUAGCAUAGAUUAGCAAUAUUAAGUUUAAGUAAGUAUUUUUAAUAGCUUUUUCAUUUCCACUUUGUUAUGUGCAAUUCUUAUUUGGACAACUCAGCUUUUAGUUUAUAAUUCGUGGCCAUUUAGCUAUGUAUCAAGAUGCAAUCAUUUUUUUUUAACCAAACGCAUAUCAGAUGAGUUGAGAUAGAGAUCAGAAAAGAUGAAAUGAUACGAGAGAGAUUUUGUUACUUUAAGCCCAAUCUAUACUAUAUCAAAAGUAUAACUCUUUCUACAAUAUAUACACAUACUUUUUACCACAAAAUAUACACGAAAUGCAUAAGAACAAUUUGCACAUUUUUUAUUUAAUUAUUUUAAGUCAAUAUUCUAUUUCCAUUUUUGAUGUGCGCAGGGCAAUAAUCGGAGGGGAGUGCUUCAACAUAUCAAAGCGAGUUGGGUUGGCCAUUAGAGGAACACCACAAUUUGGUGGUGCUGAAUAUAAUAGUAUUGGACAAGGGAAAUCGGCAAAUAUUUCCAAAUAAAUCCAUUGCGAAUGAACCAGUUUCAGGCAGUAUAAACUAUCGUUUUUCUGGUCACUAGAUUCUAUUUAGUAAUAGAUUCUAGAUUCUAUUUUUGAGCUGGUUCUUCGCACUAAGUUGAAAUGAAAUCGUAUAUAAAAUGCCAAAACAUACCGGAAUGUUGCCCAAAACUCGAACAACUCUUGACUGCCAAACGGCAAAAUUGUUUUGCAUUUAACAGUCAAAUAUGCUUAUCGGUAAUAUGUACAUACAUAUAUGUCACUAUAUCUAUGGAUGCAUGUGAAUGUGUGCGUGUGCGUGUGUGAGUGCAUGUCAGAAACAGAUAGAGCGGCUGACGGAGAGACGGACGAACGACAAAUGCAAUUCCCAUCCGCAUUCACAUAAAUCAAACAUUUUUGCCGUUGACUACGAAUAACAAUAAUACUCAGAAAUGCCACAUAAACGAAUAUAUGCCAGAUGCAUUCCAAUCUGAAUGUGCGUGAGUGGCCCAAGGCGAAGGAUGUGCACCACACAGAUACACCACACACAUGCAUAAGUGCAUCCAUAAAACACACACACACAAACACACACAAUCAGACACAUAAAUGUGUUAUGCACAAAUGUAUCUGAAAAAUGUGGAACUGAGGGAAGAAAAACCAGAGAUUUUUGUACAGUGUGUUUUAUUUUUUGUAUCUGCCUGUAACACACACACACACACACACACAUAUUUGUAUUAUAACUCGAGCAUAUGUAUGUAUAAUUGUAUUUGUAUUUGUAUUUGUAUUUGUGAUUUUUGUAUUUGACACAAGAAACAAGCAAACAGACACACAGAACAACAGACAAAUGCACUUUUUAUACAAACUUAAAUGAUAAUACUAAAUCAAAUGGAAACUUUUGAGACAUACAGCAAAAUAAAACCGAGACAAAACAAACACGACCAAAAAUAUUCAAAAAGGCUCCUCGACCCGCCCCGCCCACACAAAGAAACAAAAGAAACAAACAGAAAACCGAGAAAAAGGCCAACAAGAAGAAACCAUUUGAAGGGCCGUUCAACAAUAACAAUACAAUUAACGUAAAUUAAAGUAAUUAAUGCCUACUGAACGGUAAUCAAACUUAUUGCAUAAAAGCAUUCAACUUAAACCCAAUGGAAUGGGAAUACAAAUAUGAAUGAAUAUGAAUGAAUAUGAAUAUGAAUGUUGUGAUACGAUUGAUUGGACUAUGUAUGCAUGGCCUCCCAUAGCAUAGAAUAUGUACAUAAAUAUGUAUAUCCUGGCCCUAUGCAAUCCCUCCACCAAUCAACCUACCCUCAGCCCUCAUCCCGUUGCUGGUUUUCCCCAUAAAGGUUUUUUCUCUACGUUACGAAGAUAAUUGUGCAUAAUGAAUUAUUUUGCCGCAUUUAACUGCACGAAAAGGCAAUCCCCCAUGUGUUUUUCAAUAACUCUCGUAUGAAAAAAGUUCGCCUGGGGUUUUCUACGGUGCUUAAUAUGCAGAUUUACGCAGAUUUCGCAAGCGACAUGGGAAUAAAGAGAAGGCAGAGAGUGUGUAGCAGAGUGGGGAGCUCGCAACGUUAAUGGCCAUUUGAAUGGGUGCACUUGGAGCAGUCGGUCGUUGCGGGCAAUCGAUUUAUGAAAUUGGAAAAGAAAUGACAAAUUAUUUAUUCAAAAACAAUUGUCCACUGAAAUUCAAUCGAAUGGGUUUUUCUGCCCGCUUUCAGUUAACGUUGAAGAUUGAAUCGAUUUCUGGAGGAUUUCUCCCAUUGCAAGACCCCGGGCUUGACAUGACUGA